CUCCAGCCUACGCUUCCUCCUCGCCGCCACCCCGGCAGCGCUGCUAUAUCAUCCCGCGGCCGCGAGGAGGAGCGUCCCGUCUCUUCUCGUCGGCAGCAGCAGCAGCAGGAGGAUAGCAAUGGCGGCGGAGAGGAAGAACGGCGGGGUGCUCGCGCUCUUCGAUGUCGACGGCACCCUCACCGCGGCUCGCAAGGAGGUCACUCCGGAGAUGCUCGAGUUCAUGAAGCAGCUGCGCGAGAAUGUGACCGUGGGCGUGGUGGGCGGAUCCGAUCUGGUCAAGAUCUCCGAGCAGCUCGGCAAAUCAGUCAUCACCGAUUACGACUACGUCUUCUCUGAAAACGGUCUGGUCGCGCACAAGAACGGCGAGCUCAUCGGGACGCAGAGUUUGAAAACGUAUCUUGGAGAUGAUCAGCUAAAGGAGUUUAUUAACUUCACUCUCCAUUACAUCGCGGACUUGGAUAUCCCGAUCAAAAGGGGUACGUUUAUAGAGUUCAGGAGCGGAAUGAUCAAUGUGUCGCCGAUAGGGAGGAACUGUAGCCAGGAAGAACGUGAUGAUUUUGAGAAGUAUGAUAAGGUACAUAAUGUUCGGCCCAAAAUGGUGACAGUGCUUCGUGAAAAGUUUGGCCACUUGAACCUCACAUUUUCUAUUGGAGGGCAGAUUAGUUUUGAUGUAUUCCCAAAAGGCUGGGACAAAACCUACUGCUUGAGAUAUCUCGAAGAAUUUCAAGAAAUCCAUUUCUUUGGGGACAAAACCUACAAGGGUGGCAAUGACCAUGAGAUAUUUGAAUCUGACAGAACAGUUGGUCAUACAGUUACCAGCCCGGACGACACAGUGCAGCAGUGCAGAUCUAUCUUCUUGUCAAAGUGAUUGCCUGAUUAUUGUACCAUUUAUUUUAUAUACUUCACACAAAAUAAUUGCUCCAUAGAUUUCCCUUUCAAUACAUUUUUUGCUAUCCUGCCCUGUUGGGAGUAACUUAUCACCAUUGUUG
Messenger RNA from Lolium rigidum, 989 nucleotides. Its product is annotated as phosphomannomutase. Gene Ontology annotation, biological process: mannose metabolic process; protein N-linked glycosylation; GDP-mannose biosynthetic process. Gene Ontology annotation, molecular function: phosphomannomutase activity. The transcript is spliced from 10 exons. Gene Ontology annotation, cellular component: cytosol. NCBI's taxonomy places the organism in Eukaryota, Viridiplantae, Streptophyta, Magnoliopsida, Poales, Poaceae. The coding region runs from base 119 to 868 and encodes 249 amino acids. The record is from RefSeq and is a predicted model, not a curated record.